GCUGAUUGUCUUGAGAUUUUUGAGUCACCGUUUUGCCUUGUUUACAUGUAAUGUAAUUUUGCCAGAAAAUCUGAAUUGAUUUCAUUUUAAACUCAAGUGGCAUAAUGUUAUUCUGUCGUUUACUUAGUCUUAAAUUUGUCUAAGUUGUUUUCGUUAAGAUUAAUAAUUCAAUAAGACGACAAUUGACCUACUAAGAUGUCGGAUCGUCGUGGCACAAAAAUUGGAACUGGUACAAAGGCUCUGGAGUACUGGUGCCGAGUUAAUACCCAAGGAUACAAUGGAGUUAAGGUGGAGAAUAUGACGACUUCGUGGCGGGACGGUCUGGCCUUCUGCGCAAUCAUCCAUCACUUUCGACCAGACCUUAUAGAUUUCGACAGUUUAAAGGCUGCCGAUAUUUAUGAGAACAACGAUUUGGCCUUUACCACGGCCGAGAAAUACUUGGGCAUUCCUGCGCUCCUUGAUGCAGCUGACAUGGUUUCGUAUGAAGUUCCCGACAGACUAUCCAUUCUAACGUAUCUAUCCCAGUUUUACAAGGUGCUCGGCAAGAGCCUUAAGCAUCCGAAGCCAGAGGAGAAGUUCUGUGAGGAAAGUGAGCCGCCGCAAAAGAUGAUGCACAUUGUGGGAAUGCCCAGACGUGAUAAGUGUCAAAAAUGCGAGCUUCCCGUUUUUCUAGCCGAGAGGGUUCUCGUCGGUAAACGGGCUUAUCACCGCACUUGUCUGAAGUGCGCCAGAUGUUCCUCAUUACUCACUCCCGGGAGUUUUUAUGAAACAGAGGUCAAUAAUAUAUACUGUUGCGAGACUUGCCCCGAUGAAGAAAGCGAACCCGAAUCUGACAUUGUUAAACUAAAGGCAGCCAACGAAAGCGAACCUGAAUCUGACAUUGUUGAACUGAAGACAGCCAAUAUGGAUACUACUGGCGAUCAACAACUUGUUGCAGAAAGUUCUGGUAACUCUAGUGUUCAUCAAGUAGACGUGGAAGACAAUAAUAGUGCCUCGUUAAGUAUAACUGAAAUGAGUUCAAUCAGUAAAAUGCCGUCCAAUAUAGAUGAACAAAAUGAAGAUGAUAAACCUAAAGCAACUGAGCAAAAUGAUCAACUUGAAGUUGAUCUUGUAAAGCCUAUUUUACCAAACGUGCCUAAUAUUUCUACGGUGCCUCUAGACGAGGAAGAUGGUGGUAUCCUUGAUGAAAAUAUGGAACUUAUAGUUGAUCAUGUAAAGCCUGUUUUACCUGAAGAACGUAAGAUCUCUACUGUUUCACUAGACAUUGAAGAUAGCCGUCCUCUUGUAAAAGCAAUACCCUUGGAGAAACUUGAUGAACAAGAAGUGAUAAGCCCGACCAAUACAUCAGAUAUACACAUUCCAGAGCCACAUGAAGCACCUAUUCCAGAAAAUAACACUCAAGAAGCCAUUAAACCUGAAAACAAUAUAAGCUGCAAUACGGAAAAUGAAAUUUUCUCAAAAACAGAAAGCUGCUCAAAGCAGGAAGGUGAUGUCAAAAUCUCGCAAGAAAAAAAUCUCGAGUCUCCCAAGGAGAAUAUUAGUGAGACAAAAGUAACUGAAACUGAGUAUCCAGAGGACUUAAAUCCCUUUAAAGAUGAUGACUCGUGCAAAGGUGCAAAUCCCUUCGACAGCUCCGACGAUGAAGUGGAGCUUCUUAAAUCCAUUCCAGCCCAAGGCAAAACCAUUAUUUCAAAAAGAGAUAAAGUCGUACCACCCCGUCCACCUCCACCUAAAAUAGGCCCAGCCUUAAAUAAACCAUCAGAGGAUCAACAUUCCAGUCCCACACUUUCGCAAGGGAAAAAAAUGCCGAUGCCUACACCUAGAAUAUCUAUAUCGAAACCCCAGACUCCUGCAAAAUGGACGACUCAAGACCGAAAAACUAACUGUAAUAUUUCCUCGUCGUCUUCGGAGCACUUGGACAGCAUGAGAGCAUUUGACCGUGGAGCAGAUGACCGUGGCUCAAGUAUCUCUUUGCCAACUGCUAAUGCGCCGCGCAAGCCACUUCGGGCCUCAGGGGCGACUCCAUCAAAAGGCGAAGACUUAAGUCCCACUACCAGUCUCAGCUCUAUUACAUCUCCAAUGCGGAAGAAGCGCCAAGCACCAUUGCCUCCGAAGCCGGCCAACUUGGAAAGUGAUCCUGGAUUUUCGAAGUUGUCAGACGAACAAAAGGUCCGAAGAUUAAUUCCUCUUGACCAGAGCUUGCUUUCUGAUGAAACAGCAGAGUCAAGUAAUUACGACGACAGCCUAAACACUUCAAAUGCAGACGAAGAGGUAAACGUGGUAUAUAGACGCAUUUUGGUUCCACCAACUCAGCCCGAAAACAUAGGCAAAGAGGAUCAUAAGACCCCGAUCGUUUAUAACGAUUUUGAUAGAAACGUAAGCCCCUUAGGAUUCAAUAAAUCAACCCAUGGCAAAUGGAAAAGGCGGAAGGGGCCAGCACCUGCGGUUCCUAUACCACCCCGUAAAGUAUUACAACGUCUCCCGCUGCAAGAAAUUCGCCAUGAGUUCGAAAUUAUUGCCGUACAACAGCUGGGUCUCGAAAAGCAAGGUGUUAUUCUUGAAAAAAUGAUAAGGGAUCGUUGUGAGCGGUCUUUGGAUGCCACAGAAGCUGAUGGUGCCGAAUCAAUAGACUCUGAAAUAACCAACUCCAAGGAGGUGGAAGAUCUUAUAUUGCAAUUGUUUGAGCUGGUUAACGAAAAAAACGAAUUGUUCCGGAGGCAAGCAGAGCUAAUGUACCUUCGACGACAACAUCGUUUGGAACAGGAGCAAGCUGAUAUUGAACAUGAAAUUCGAGUAUUAAUGGGUCAACCGGAGCAAAACAAAACCGACUCAGAUAAGGCCCAUGAGGAAGUAUUAAUCAAUCGCCUUGUGAAGGUUGUUGAGAUGCGCAACGAAGUAAUUGAUAGCCUAGAGACUGAUAGAGUUCGAGAGGCUCGGGAGGAUAUGAGCAUUAAGAACCGACUUCAUAUUUACAAUUCUGAGCGCGAGGAACCAGCAGACCCAAAAAGCGCGGACAAGUCAUCCAAGAAACUGUCGAAAAAGGAACGAAAGAAACUUAAAGAAGAAAAUAAAUUGGGUAAGGGGAAAAAAUCGGACCUCGAUAAGGACGUAGACGAGUCUGAGCCGGCACCAGCUUUGGAAAAGGUUAAAAAGAAACGAAACUUGUUUUUUUUGAAAAUGUAAAAAAGUAGGGAGCAAGAUUCUAUGCGUCGAACAAUUAAAUUUUAUUUUAUGUAAAUUUGUAACCUAUUAAGUUUUUCUAUUGCCAUAGAUGAGCAUUUCAAUAAAUACAAGAUCACCUUAUA
This is a messenger RNA of Drosophila suzukii, 3305 nucleotides long. It is a transcript of the gene MICAL-like, whose product is annotated as MICAL-like protein. The record is from RefSeq and is a predicted model, not a curated record. Gene Ontology annotation, molecular function: protein binding. Lineage: Eukaryota; Metazoa; Arthropoda; Insecta; Diptera; Drosophilidae.